Messenger RNA from Thalassophryne amazonica, 1814 nucleotides. It is a transcript of the gene gpr174, whose product is annotated as G protein-coupled receptor 174. Gene Ontology annotation, cellular component: membrane. The transcript is spliced from 4 exons. The record is from RefSeq and is a predicted model, not a curated record. Gene Ontology annotation, molecular function: G protein-coupled receptor activity. NCBI's taxonomy places the organism in Eukaryota, Metazoa, Chordata, Actinopteri, Batrachoidiformes, Batrachoididae. Bases 337 to 1404 code for a protein of 355 amino acids. Gene Ontology annotation, biological process: phospholipase C-activating G protein-coupled receptor signaling pathway; positive regulation of Rho protein signal transduction.
AAGGAGAGCAGGGGCAGGGGAAUGUUCGCUGAUGUUUCACUGUCCUGUCCUUUGUGAGGUGACAAAGCUUUGACACCAGAGUGCACGUGGAGGGACGUGGGUGCUCGCUGCUAACAGUGUGGAUGAUCAUUUACUGUGCGUGGCUGUAACAGCCCACAGAGAGAUGAGUCACAGCGGAGAGAAGAACAUGUUUCCAUAAGGACCCACCGAGUAAACUCUGAGUGUCUGUGAAGCUGCAGAGGACAGCGCUGCAGCCAGAUGAUGCUCUAAGUGCACACACCCAUCUCCAGACUGCAGGCAGCUUCUCUGAUCAGUGUCGUGUCGCUUCGCUCGAAGAUGAACUCAACCAACCGCAGCUGUCCCAGCAGCGACGACCUGCGCACCUACCAGCACUAUGUGUAUGCAGUGGUUUACAGUGUGAUCUUAGCUCCAGGGCUGCUAGGUAACGUGUUGGCGCUGUGGUUGUUCCGGGUUUAUGUACGAGAAACUAAGAAGGCUGUGGUGUUCAUGAUGAACCUGGCUGUGGCUGAUCUGCUGCAGGUGCUGUCUCUGCCUCUGCGGAUCUACUAUUACUUGAACAACACGUGGCCCUUUGGUCUUCCUCUCUGCAUGUUCUGCUUCUAUCUGAAGUACGUCAACAUGUACGCCUCCAUCUACUUCUUGGUGUGUGUCAGCGUGCGCCGCUGCGAGCUCAUUAUGCGGCCGCUGAGGUACAACCCGUCCAGGCGGAAAGGCGACUUGUGUGUGUGUGCCGUUGGCUGGCUGUUUGUCUGUCUAAGCUGCCUGGCAUUCCCUCUCCUGAGGAAUCCCGAACUCGCCGUGGAGGCGGGUAAUCCUUUAGCCGCCAGCUCCAGCUCAUCUCAGAGGUCUGACUCCGUUUGUUUCUCAGAGCUGCCCCUGCGGUCCGUCAGUGUCCCCAUAGCCUGGGUCCUCAUGGUCACCGCAGAACUGUUUGGCUUCGUGCUCCCCCUCGUGUUCGUGGUGGCCUGCAGCUGCCUGACCGUCGGGAGCCUUCGGGAGGCCACACCGAGUGCCGUCGCUGACCGGGGGGAGAAGAAGAGGGCACUUAGGAUGGUGCUGAGUUGUGCCGUUGUCUUCUUGGUGUGUUUUGCGCCGUACCACAUCACAAUGCCGCUGGACUUCCUGGUCAAGGCAAACACCCUGAGCAGCUGUGCGGUGAGGGAAAUGAUUCUGAGAUGUCACCCCGUCACUCUGUGCCUGGCCAGCUUGAACUGCAGCCUGGACCCACUCAUUUAUUAUUUCACAACUGAUGAAUUCUGGAGACGAUUGAGCAAACCGGAGAUAAGCGACACUGGACAACAGACGUCCGGCAGCUGUCUGUACUGUGUCACUAAAAGCAGGAACAAUUUGCAGGAUAACUGGACUACAGAAUCGUGUCUUUAAACACUGGUCUGCCCAAAGACCGACGUCUUAAUUUCAACCUCUGAAGCUGAGGUUUUAAAGUAAGACUUGAAACCACAAGAUGCUACAACUUAAACACAAUCUACAAGUAAACAAGGGGUCUUAAACUCAAAUCACACGGGGUCUACUGCCCAUGUUCUCUCCAAGGGAGGUGUCCGAUUCGAUUUUUGGUUUUCAUCAUGCCACCUGUCUACUGCCACAGCGCCACAAAUUAAAAAACGAACAUUAAAAAAAAAAAUGUACUUUGUAUUUCACCUUUAGAGGGACAAGUUACAUGUCAGGUUUAGAAAUGAGUGGAACAGAUAACAGAAUAUUUACAGAGGAAUCCUGCAAAUGGUGAUAGAAGCACCAAAUUCGGCACACAUACUCCUGAGACAUUACUCUUUUGAUAA